Molecule: messenger RNA, 864 nt
Organism: Corylus avellana
Lineage: Eukaryota; Viridiplantae; Streptophyta; Magnoliopsida; Fagales; Betulaceae
Molecular function (GO): RNA-DNA hybrid ribonuclease activity; nucleic acid binding
Source: RefSeq, a predicted model, not a curated record
AUGUGCCCCAUAUGCGGAAUAGAGCCUGAGACUACAUUCCAUAUUAUGUGGAACUGUCCUUCAGCGAGGGAUGUUUGGAGUGUAGGGAAUGCAAAAUUUCAGAAGAAUGUUUAUGCUGGGCCAGAUUUUCUCCAGGUCGUUGAUGGCAUGCUUCGGAAAUGUAGUGGAGUGGAAUUCCAGCAAUUUGUGGGAGUAGCUCGUAGAAUAUGGCAUAGGCGGAAUGAGUUUGUGCAUGGAGGGUCUUUUAUCCACCCAAGCUAUGUUCUAAAGCAAGCACUUCAGCUCUCUGAAGACUUCAACAAUCUGCUCAUGACGUCUCAGGAGAGCUCCACUCCUGUUUGUAGUGGUAUGCUCAAAUGGCAGCCUCCCCCCUCUGGAUGGUAUAAAGUGAAUUGGGAUGCAGGAAUUGACAGGAGGCACGGAAGACUAGGACUGGGGGCACUCAUUCGCGACUCUCAGGGGAACUUGGUGGCCGCAAAAAGCUUGUCCCACUCGGGUCUUUUGGAUCCCACCUCAGCAAAGGCUUUGGCUGCGUUAAUGGCCAUUAAACUGUGCAAAGCUUGGGGGUUCCACAACCUGAAAAUGGAAAGUGAUGCCAAGGUGCUGGUGGACGCGGUGAAUUCCACGGAAGUAGAUGACAGUAGUAAAGGUCACUUAGUGGCUGACAUCAAGCUUUGUUUAGUGGGACUGCAGGCCUGGAAGCUUGUUUAUAUCCCAUGUAAGAUCAAUUGGGCUGCUCAUGCUUUAGCUAGUCUGGCGAUGACCGAAAAUCUUGAUAGUGAAUGGGGAUAUGUUCCCCCUGAUUGUAUUGGCGGAAUUCUUGAGGCAGACCGCAUUGGAUCUGUCUCCUCUGAUUUGUUUUAA